Messenger RNA from Prunus persica (peach), 585 nucleotides. RefSeq lists its product as uncharacterized. Lineage: Eukaryota; Viridiplantae; Streptophyta; Magnoliopsida; Rosales; Rosaceae. Bases 171 to 545 code for a protein of 124 amino acids. The record is from RefSeq and is a predicted model, not a curated record. The transcript has 2 exons.
AAUUACAAAAGACAAUUGCCUUGGCAAACCAACCGAAGAAAGAAAAGGCAAAGACAGAGCAAAAGAAAAAAACGAACAAAGGAAAAGAAAAGAAAGAAGCUGAAGAAGAAGAAGAAGAAGAAGUUGAUUACGACAAGGAGGUGGUCAGCCUAAUAUUGAUUUUGCUGUGCAUGACAUUCCUUUUUGCCAACUCUUCAUCUACUUUGCAUUGGAAAUUAUUUGAGCACUGCGUGAAUCUAGACACACUUUCAAGCUAUUCGUGGGCAAGAGCUGUUUCAGACUACAUGAAUGAAUCCUUGACCGCAAAAGCAAAAGCAAAAGCAAAGAAGGGAGGAGAAGCCUCUAUAGGAGCUGUUUCGGGUUGCACUAUCCUAAUAUUGUUUCUACUGUGUGAGAGGACAAACAUCAUACAACCAAUCCUUGGCAAGGAGAAAGAAACUCCUGCCAUUCUUAAAUGGAGUCUUGUGGAACUCCACACAAGAUUCAACCAAAUAAAGGACUUGAAUGACAUCGAGGUAUGCAAUUUAUCGCAUGUUCUGUUUUAAUGUAUCUUGAAUGUGAAUCCAUGCUAAAUCAUUCUCAUUG